AUGAGCUCACUUCGAUUGCCUGUUUUUGUCACUUUUGUGCUACUUUGUAAAAUUUAUUGGGCCGACGCAGCAAGUUCCAGUUCAACUGCCGCAUCAACAGCAUCUGGAGCGGCGGCCGCCUCUGGCGCCACGAGCGGCGGCUCAUGCGCUGAUGUGGCGUUGAAUUGCCCAAUGCUUUCGAAACUUUGCAAUAACCCGACGUAUGUGGUGAUUCUCACGGAACAGUGUCCCAAAACCUGCGGUAUUUGCACGAGCUGCAAGGACAGUCGAGAAAGGUAUAUUUUUUGGCUGAAAAAGGAAGAGUAGUAAGGGCAAUGCUCAGGGUUGCUUUAUAAUAUUUCUUAUAUUUUGCAUAUAGGCUGUGAGUUUUAUAGCAAUUUUUGAAAGUCCUAGCUCAAGCUUUGCAGAGUGAGCCGAGAUAUUGAAAGACCUUUGCGGCCGAGAGAGUGCAAAAGACGCAGAGGGCGGUCAAAGAGGAAACGGUUUUUUCCGUUUCUUUGCCAUCUUCUCGUAUGAAAAAGUUUUUUUUGUAGAUAACCUCUCGAAUGGAAACAGGUCUAAAGAUUUUCAUACCAAAAUCUGCAAAAAAAGGAAAUUUUUGCCAACUUUCGGGCUAAAAAACUCGAUUUUUUCCCUGCAAACGCGAACUGAGACUCUUGUAUCAUUCUCACACAAAUUUAAUCUAAACUUGUGCCAAGCUUCACCACAACAGGAACGUCGCAAGUUGUGUAAAAAUUGCAAGAAAGAAGGAAUCAGAAAUGCUGAGCAAGGUCAACCAAACUAAGGCCAACGGUUGCUCAGAAAGAACUAAUUUUUAAACUGCAAGAAAAUCAACCCGAAACGGCAGUUAAGAACAUAUUCUUUCAGCUGCGGAACCUGGAAGAACAACGGCUUCUGUGAGAGCGCCUACUACACCCAAGAGCAGAAACGCCAAUUCUGUGCGAACAGUUGUGAUCUUUGCGGCGCUGCGGCAACCCCUGCUGCAGGAUAA
Messenger RNA from Bursaphelenchus xylophilus (pine wood nematode), 991 nucleotides. Lineage: Eukaryota; Metazoa; Nematoda; Chromadorea; Rhabditida; Aphelenchoididae. The record is from the annotation of a GenBank genome assembly.